Messenger RNA from Penicillium malachiteum, 1251 nucleotides. RefSeq lists its product as uncharacterized. Gene Ontology annotation, molecular function: FAD binding. The record is from RefSeq and is a predicted model, not a curated record. Bases 1 to 1251 code for a protein of 416 amino acids. Lineage: Eukaryota; Fungi; Ascomycota; Eurotiomycetes; Eurotiales; Aspergillaceae. The transcript has a single exon.
AUGUCCGACUUGAGAGUCCUCAUUGUGGGCGCAUCCAUCGCAGGCCCAACAACAGCCUACUGGUUAGCCAAAGCCGGUGCAAAGGUCACAGUUAUCGAACGAUUCCCUCAACUACGUAUGAACGGUCAAAACAUAGACAUCCGCACCGUCGGAGUCUCAGUUAUGCGCAAGAUUAGCGGCAUGGAAGCAGCCGUACGAUCCAAACUCGUCCCCAUGGACGGCGCCAGCAUGGUCGGAAGAAACGGUCAACUAUACGGAACCCUACGAUCUACCGGAAACCCAGACCAGCAAUCCAUGAUCUCUGAAUUUGAGAUUCUACGUGGAGAUCUCGGAAAAAUCCUACAUGACAUGAGCAACGAAUACGAAAAUGUCAAGUAUGUUUUCGGCGAGCAGGUCGUCUCCAUGCAUGCAGAUUCAGAGGAUGGCCCCAUAACCGUCAAAUUCAUGAACGGGUAUCCGACCACAGAAUAUGACCUCGUUCUUGCUUGUGACGGCGCGAUGUCCCGAACCAGAGCUAUAGGUUUUGAUUGCAAUGUGCGAGACCAUGUUCGACCGACCAACGCAUGGGCAGUCUACUACUCUGUCAAUCAAGAUUUUCUCAACGGAAGCACAGUUGGAGAAGCCUACAGUGCACCAGGAGGUCGCAUGAUUGCCAUAGGCCCCGACUCACCAGGUGUGAAUCGAUUGACAUUGAUGAACAAUGGUGAAGAGUCCACCCGAAGAUUUCGUGACGCCAAAGCCAGCGGCACAGAUGCACUCAAAGAGUUUGUCGCAAGUCAUUACAAGAGUAUGGGCUGGAAAUGCGAGGAGGCUAUGCAGGGCAUGUUCGAAGCGAAGGACUUUUACGGUAGUGAAAUUGUCCAGGUCAAAAUGCCGACUCUUUCUAAGGGGCGUUUCGUACUAGUUGGUGACGCCGGCUAUGCGGGUGGUCCAACUGGUAAUGGAACCAGUCUUGCAAUGGCUGGAGCGUAUAUCUUGGCUGGGGAGAUUGCGAAAUGUGAGGGAAAUGUGGCGGCUGGGUUGAAGGCGUAUGAAGAACAGAUGCGUCCUCUCAUUACUGAACUGACGAAGAUCCCGCCACUGGUUCUUACUUUUAUUGCUCCGCAAACUGUGUGGGGAGUCUGGCUGCGAAAUUGGGUAUUCGCAUUCAUCUGUUGGAGUCGCAUCUUGGAUCUUGUGCAAGGAUUCUUCGGAGCCUCGUUUUCCAAUAGUGAGCAGUACAAGGUUCCUGAGUAUGAGUGGGCUGAGUGA